Molecule: messenger RNA, 1836 nt
Organism: Exophiala spinifera
Lineage: Eukaryota; Fungi; Ascomycota; Eurotiomycetes; Chaetothyriales; Herpotrichiellaceae
Exons: 3
Coding region: 1-1836 (611 amino acids)
Molecular function (GO): FAD binding
Source: RefSeq, a predicted model, not a curated record
AUGCCGCAUUCCACGGUGGUGAACGGCGUUAGCGAUGGGACGCAGCAUACAAGCCCCACGGUCAUUGAGACUCCUCUCCUGAUAGUCGGUGCUGGUCCUGCUGGAGCAGCGCUGGCAUGUUUUCUCUCGCAUCCGCCAUAUUCCAUGACGGGCAUCAUGAUAGCAGCUGCCCCCACCACGUCAGAUACUCCCAGAGCUCAUAUCACAAACCCCGCCGCCCUGGAAUGUCUCCGGGACAUCGGACUGGAAAAGCAAUGUCUAAGCCAAGCAGUUGAAGGUGACUGUAUGACACACACCCGCUGGUGUCACGACAUGACCGGAGAGGAAUAUGGACGAAUCUAUUCCUGGGGCAAUGAUCCUAAGCGAAGAGGGGAAUACGACUCGGCGACUCCCUGCCACCACGUGGAUCUUCCUCAGACAGUCUUUGAGCCCAUCGUGGUCCAGAGAGCAGCCGCAGAGGGUUGGGAUGUCCGCUUCAAGACGAGCCUUCUCAGUUUCGAAAAGGAAGCAGACGGAAAGAUUCUCAGCCGAGUUCGCGAUGACUUGACCAAGAUUGAAUAUUUGAUCAGGUCGGAUUAUCUAUUUGGCUGUGAUGGUGCCAGGAGUCAAGUCAUCAGAGAACUCAAGAUUCCCAUGAUCAAGAAGCCCGGGCAAGGCCUUGCACUGAACGUUCUGGUCAAGGUAGACUUGAGCGACUUCGUCGAGGCGAGGAAGGGCAACCUCCACUGGGUCUUUCAGCCUGACCAGGAAUACCCGGACUUUGCCUGGAGCGGCCUCAUCCGUAUGGUGAGGCCAUGGAACGAGUGGAUGUUUAUUCUCUUCCCCAAGCCAGGUGCCGAAUGGAAGGAACCAACAAUGGAGCAAUAUACCCAGAGAUGCAAGGAGAUUGUUGGGCGAGAUGACCUGCCCGUAGAGGUCCUUGGCGUGUCCAAGUGGUACAUCAACGAGAUCGUCGCCGAGUACUACUCAGAAGGCAACGUCUUCUGCCUAGGCGAUGCUGUCCACCGUCAUCCUCCCUUCAACGGUCUGGGAUCAAACACCUGUGUUCAAGAUGCAUUUAACCUUGCGUGGAAGAUCAAAUAUGUCUCACAGGGCUUUGCCUCCCCAUCGAUCCUUGACAGCUACAGCACCGAACGACAGCCUGUAGGUCUCGGCGUUGUUACUCGGGCAAACCAGGGCAUCCGUGACCAUGUUCCGGUGUGGAAAGAAAUGGGCCUGAUGGAAGACACAGUCGAAAAGAGGAUGGCCAUCCUCAACAGUCUCAAGGAUGCCACACCUGAAGCCCGUGAGCGGAGAAAGCGGGUGAACGCUGCCAUCGAAGGCACGAGCCACGAAUUCCACGGCAUCGGGGUGGAGAUGAACCACCGCUACGAGUCUUCCGCUGUCUAUCUAGAAGAUGAGAUCAAGGCCGGCCGGGAGAAGCCUGAGUGGCCAGAAGACCCCAUCCUGCAGCACAAGGCCAGCACCUACCCUGGCCACCGCCUGCCCCAUGCCUGGUUGAACAAGACGAUGCCGGACAAGGAGCAUACUUCGACCCUCGAUCUUGCCGGCCACGGCUCCUUCUGCCUGAUAACCGGUAUCGGCGGCGACAAGUGGAUCGAAGCAGCCAAGAAAGUGGGCACCGAGCUCGGCUUGGACAUCAAUGCGUAUAGCAUUGGCUGGGGACAAGAGUGGGUCGACGUAUAUCGUGACUGGGAACAAAGAAGAGAAAUCGAGGAGGACGGCUGCCUUCUCGUACGGCCCGAUCGAUUCAUCGCCUGGCGGUCGAUGGAAAUGGCCAGUGACAGUGAAGGCAAACUUCGCGAGGUACUGAAGAAGGUGUUGGGACGACCAUGA